Siniperca chuatsi (mandarin fish) is the source of this 1630-nucleotide messenger RNA. Its product is annotated as glutamate-rich protein 6. The record is from RefSeq and is a predicted model, not a curated record. NCBI's taxonomy places the organism in Eukaryota, Metazoa, Chordata, Actinopteri, Centrarchiformes, Sinipercidae. The transcript has 12 exons. Bases 115 to 1599 code for a protein of 494 amino acids.
GUGAGCACAUUACCUUUAGGAGUGAAACCUUACACAAGCAGUGCUGUCAUUCUGUCCUGCGACAAAUAUGCUGAACACAGUGGCUUUACUCCGGUCAGAAGGACAGACAAAAAGAUGAAGUCCAGCUUUUCCUAUGCCACCGCUGCUACAUUAGAGCAUGAUCUCAGUGAGCCACUAUCUGUCCAGGAUGACCAUAGGAUACCAGAGGGCUGUCCACAGUCUGUCAGUGACCCACCCACCUAUUGUAUCAGAGCAGCAGGAGUUCUGAGGUACAAUCGGGAGUCUGACAACCACAGGAUAAACUUAACAUCCAUUCUUCCAGCGUCCCAGCCCCUGACAGAAUACCCAAUGAAAUGUGAGUACUGUGGAGAAAAGGCAAAACCUUCACUGGAUCUAACAUGGGAACAGGGGCCUGAGACAGCUCCACCCUUCUGCUGUGCCCGGUGGCAGCAGCUGUGUGGGAUGCUGGUGAAGCAGAGAUGUUUGGUUGGGGGCAGAUGUGACCUGAGGACUAGUACUCCAACAUCACUGGGAGACAAAACGGCCACAGAGAUGGAGGAGCUUCUCUUCCGAGGCAGGGAGAUGGAGGAUCACAACAAGUUUAUCACAGACUUACCGAGUGGACUUGGAGAACAAUCAGAAUUGAGGAUCUACGAGGAUUACUCAGUCCAACUACCUGUAGCAGAAAUCUUUGCUCCAACAUCAAAGGUCCUCAGCUUCCGGCUCUCUUGUGCUCCAGGAAAAGGAUGCUGGACAGUGUGUCCUAGUACCGCAACUGAGAAGCACUUGAAAAUAAAAGAGGAAGAGGAGCAGGUGUUGGUCCCUUUUUGUGACCACAAGCCACUUCAGUUCGGCAUAUGUCAUCAUCAGGAUGGGGCAGAAUUUCUACAGAAGUAUUAUUCCAAUCGCAUGAAAUUUCUUACCGUGUUCCCUGAUGGCUCUGCUCAGGUCUUUUAUCCCUCAGGCCUCUUGGCUCUCGUUGUCGUGGUCACUGAAGAAAAUGGAAGGGUCUGCAUCGUUUAUGAUGACAGCGAUGCCUCCUAUCAACCAAUUAGAGCCAUGUUCCAGUCAGAUGGCAGGGCGACGUGUUAUCACAGCAAUGGAAACAUUUGGCUGACCUUAAACAGAUCAGGCGGUCAGUGUCUGGAUGAGGAGGGUGCCAAGGUUCGUCGGUGGAGCUGGAGCAGUCUGAGACUCACUCCCACUCCCCUGCACCCCGUCUUCCUGUCCCUCAACAAAACUGUUGGGGUCCGAGUCCUGGGGAAGGAACAAGUGUUUGUCUCCUUCCUGGCAAGAGGCCACCAGGCAAAGUUCAGUGUGGGUACCUGCUGCGCUCAGAGUGAAUGUAAAACAGAUGGGGCUGCUUCUGGACCAGUACUGAAGGAGGAGCUGCUAGUGUUGGCAGCCAGAAUUAGGAUCCGCCUGGCCAUUCAGCAUCUUCACCAGUACCUGACGACGCCCUCCCAUCCCAGGCUGCCGAAGACCACACAAGCCCCUCACCUCCACGUUGUUGCCCAAAGGCUUCUGGAAGUCAGUGCUGAUGUGAUGAGUGAGAGUGAAAGGGCCUUUAUCCAUAGGUGCCUUCGGGAUUGUCUUUGAUGUACCACUAAUAAAGCACACUGUGACACAA